GGAUUUCGUGGAAUGCGUCCAUGUCGUGACGCGGGUGGUGGGUCGAGCCGGCCAUGUCACGGUCUUUGCAAGCCCGGACCGUCUCUUCAUGUGAAAUUGAACCAAUCAGAGGGGGGUUUCGAUCGCACAUUUGCAAAAAUUGCCCCGAUUUUUCAUCAAACUGUCGAAAAUCGCGGUCGAAUUUGUCAAAACCAUGCCAUGUGCAACGACGGCGACGCCACACUUGCGAUCGACAGCUGCCAACACGACCCGCAACUCUCUGCCUGUGUGACGCGAUAGCCUUCCACCCUACCAUGGACGCUUCCAACCAACGCUUAAAAGAAAAGGCAAGCGGCCUUGGGAUCCUACAAUCACGACGUGGAAUGACGACCACAUAUUCGCAUCACGGGACUGUCUGGUGAACGAGGUUGAACAGGGAAUACCCACGUGUGUGUAUUCCAAGGGCCUCAAGCACGCGUCCAUCCGAGAGCUUGGGUUAAU
Molecule: messenger RNA, 480 nt
Organism: Aphanomyces invadans
Lineage: Eukaryota; Oomycota; Saprolegniomycetes; Saprolegniales; Verrucalvaceae
Exons: 1
Coding region: 54-401 (115 amino acids)
Source: RefSeq, a predicted model, not a curated record